AAGAGCAGAGCUGGUGAAAUGCUUCUUGAAUGAAACGAGCGAGCGAGAGAGAUCUUGAGCUUCGAUCGAUCCCUUGCUUCAUUCCUUCAUCGCAGUGUGAGAUUUUCGGCAAUUCGACGGAGCGAGCGAGCGAGAGAUAGCGAGAGGACGAUGUCGGCCCCGCAGGCAGCACAGGCAGCAGGUCAGGUGGCGCAGGCAGCCGCGCCAUACUGGAGAAACGCAGGCAUGUCGUACGUCGCGUAUGCCAACGCUUGCGCGCAGCAUCUGCGCAAUUGUCUCAAGGAGCCGCACAAGACCGCUGCCGCCAAUCGUGAGGCGGUCCAUUACAAGUUCUCCGUUUGGGAGAACGGUGUCGCCGGGAAACCCAGUAUUAGGUCAACCAUCCCUGAAGAGUAGCACGAGUGCAUCGAAAUUGUCAUUCGAUUCACUCUUGUCGCGAGGACCUCAUCAACCUACGCCAACUUUUGGUGUCUUAUCAUCUUGACGGAAUGUUUCUAGAUCUGGUGCAUGAUACCAUUUGCUAGCCAUGGUCGAUAGAAUUCUAUGGGUCUUGCAGAUGAAGAUUCGGAGUCCAUUAUAAACGCCAGUGCGAACUCAAGCCCACAAGAGCUGGGAUGCCACAGUUUUUGUACCUGGACUGUAGGACAUGUAGAAUGAAAGGUUACUUUUUACAUAACAGCGUAUUGACCUCAAUCGGGCCAGGUGUUUUUGGCGAUGGAUUUUGACACUAAAACUUUAUAAGCAAGUAACUUAAAUAAAAUUCACUUUGCCAAAUUUUCAAGUGCUUGCUGGAGUUGGCAAAGUUGAGAUGUUUGGAGCUGUCCACGAUGCUAUCUGC
Molecule: messenger RNA, 838 nt
Organism: Marchantia polymorpha subsp. ruderalis
Lineage: Eukaryota; Viridiplantae; Streptophyta; Marchantiopsida; Marchantiales; Marchantiaceae
Source: the annotation of a GenBank genome assembly